AUGAAAUUGACCCGUAAAAUCAGGCUUGAUCCAAGCACCAACUCUAACUAUGCAGAGUUCAAUGUUAAGCACGCAACACUUGACAUCAAAGUGCAUUUCGACAGUAAGAAAAUCGCUGGUAAGGUUAUCUACAAGCUCUCAGCAAAAAGACCGAACACCACGGAAAUUAUCUUAGAUAGUUCUUAUUUGGAGAUUGUUAAAAUUUGGAUAAACGAUCUCCCGACUGAUAACUAUAAAUUGGGCGCUAGAAAGUAUUCUGCUUUGGGGAAUGCCUUGCUGAUUGCAUUACCUACAACCUAUAACGAUGAUUUCACGUUAACAAUUCAGUUCGCAACUACGUCCCAAUGCACUGCGUUGCAAUUUCUCGAUAGAGAAGCCACCGAUGGAAAGACGGCACCUUAUUUGUUUUCGCAGUGUCAACCAAUUCAUGCCAGAAGCAUGUUCCCCUGUUUUGAUACUCCUGCUGUGAAGUCUUCUUAUACUAUGUUGGCUGACUCAUCGUACUUCACUUUGAUGUCUGGGAGACUUCAGGAAGCGAAGAAAGACGGGAAGUGGCACUUCGAACAACCGGUGCCGAUUCCUUCGUAUCUCGUAGCCAUUGCAUCUGGGGAUAUCGAAUCUGAACCAAUUGGUCCCAGAUCAAGAAUCUACUCGGAGAAACCUGGCCUUCAAAACUGUAAGUGGGAGUUUGAGCAAGAUACGGAAAACUUCAUUAAGAUUGCCGAAAAGUUGAUCUUUGAAUAUGAAUGGUUGAAGUUUGAUGCGCUAGUUCUACCAUCGAGCUUCCCCUAUGGAGGUAUGGAAAACCCCAACAUAACCUUUGUGACGCCUACAUUAAUUAGCAAAGACAGAUCUCAAGUGAAGGUAAUGGCCCACGAGUUGGCACAUUCCUGGCUGGGUAACUUGGUGACCAAUUCCUCUUGGGAACAUUUUUGGCUUAAUGAAGGCUGGACUGUUUACUUAGAGAGACGAAUCUUAGGUCGUGUUGCCGCUGCAAAUGCCAAAGAAGAUGGUAGGAGCAAUUACGAAGAAGUUGGUGAACAAACCAGACACUUCGCCUCGAUUAUUGGGUGGAAUGCUUUAGUAGAAAGCUGUAAAGCUUCAAAUUUCACUAGCUUAAUCUGGGACCUACUGAAUGGAGCUGAUCCAGAUGCAGCCUUCUCUAGGAUUCCGUAUGAAAAGGGUUUCAAUUUUAUCUUCUACCUCGAGACUAUUCUUGGUGGUACUAAAGAGUUUGACCCAUUUAUCCCACACUAUUUUAAACAGUUCCAGUACAAAUCGUUAGAUUCAUUUGAGUUCAUUGAUGCAUUAUACGAUUUUUUCAAGAAAGAUUCAAAGAAGAAAGAGAUAUUAGAUUCAGUCGAUUGGGACACUUGGUUGUAUGAAGAGGGCUUACCUCCAGUACUCCCACAAUUCGAUACCACUUUGGCUGAUGAAUGCUACAAAUUAGCCAAUAAGUGGAUCGAGCAAAGUUCAAGAGGAAACUACGACUUUUCAGAAGUGGACAUUGCCACGUUUGAUUCCAGUCAGCAUGUGCUCUUCUUGGAAACCUUAGAAGGAAAAUUAGCUAAAUCUGAUAAUACGGUUGACUUGGUGGGCCAGCUUCAACGUGCUUAUCCAUUCUACUCUCAGAGCAGUAACGGAGAGGUCAAGUCCCGCUGGAGCUCAUUGACAAUUAAGUUCGGAAACUUCUCAAGUUCUGAUGAGUCAAUUGAGCUCUUUGCAAAUUGGCUAGGAACCGUAGGUAGAAUGAAGUUUGUUAGACCUGGUUACAGAUUAUUAAGAGAUUACGUAUCUGAAGAGUUUGCAAUCAGUACAUUUAGAAGAUUUGAGAAAAGUUAUCACCCUAUUUGCUGGGCAAUGGUAAAGAGUGACUUGAAGCUCUAA
Messenger RNA from Dujonia railenensis, 1887 nucleotides. The record is from the annotation of a GenBank genome assembly. Lineage: Eukaryota; Fungi; Ascomycota; Pichiomycetes; Serinales; Debaryomycetaceae.